AUGGUCCUGGUUCUAGUCAUCCUCAUCCCGGUUCUGGUCAACUCAGCGGGGACGGCGGCGCACUAUGAGAUGCUCGGCACCUGCAGGAUGGUGUGCGACCCGUACGGAACCAAACCCCCCACCAGCACGGCCUCAUCGGACCCGGCCCGAGACAACGGUCUCGUGCAGUCUUUACCCACUUUUAUCCAAGGUCCAAAAGGGGAACCGGGUCGUCCGGGUAAGGCAGGACCGAGGGGACCUCCCGGUGAGCCGGGGCAUCCCGGUCCAGCGGGGCCAUCUGGAGACCGAGGGGAGCCGGGCAGACCCGGGUUACCGGGACCCCCGGGGUCCGGUGGAGCUGCAGGGGCGAUUAGCGCGGCCACCUACAGCACCAUGCCAAAGAUCGCCUUUUUCGCAGGGCUCAAAAAGCAGCACGAGGGCUACGAAGUGCUCAAGUUUGACGAUGUGGUGACCAACCUGGGAAACCAUUACGACCCCAACGCGGGGAAGUUCACGUGCUCCAUCCCCGGGAUUUAUUUCUUCACUUACCACGUCCUGAUGCGCGGAGGAGACGGAACCAGCAUGUGGGCAGAUCUGUGCAAAAACAACCAGGUAACAAGCUGA
Notothenia coriiceps (black rockcod) is the source of this 603-nucleotide messenger RNA. RefSeq names its product complement C1q-like protein 3. NCBI's taxonomy places the organism in Eukaryota, Metazoa, Chordata, Actinopteri, Perciformes, Nototheniidae. The record is from RefSeq and is a predicted model, not a curated record. Gene Ontology annotation, molecular function: protein binding. The transcript has a single exon. The coding region runs from base 1 to 603 and encodes 200 amino acids.